Malaya genurostris is the source of this 1962-nucleotide messenger RNA. Its product is annotated as probable maltase. The record is from RefSeq and is a predicted model, not a curated record. The coding region runs from base 5 to 1786 and encodes 593 amino acids. The transcript has 3 exons. Gene Ontology annotation, biological process: carbohydrate metabolic process. NCBI's taxonomy places the organism in Eukaryota, Metazoa, Arthropoda, Insecta, Diptera, Culicidae.
UCAAAUGCAGUCAAUGUCGUAUGCUUAUUGUGGAUAUAGUUCAACCAUGUUGAGAAUUCUCGUGCUUAGUGUGGUUCUAGUGAUCGGAGAGAUUAUCGCAGAUGAACAUUGGUGGCAGCAUGCCAACUUUUAUCAGAUCUAUCCACGAUCGUUCAAGGAUAGUGACGGAGACGGUGUUGGCGAUCUUCGCGGAAUACAAGAAAAAGUGAGUUACCUCAAACAGGAAUUGGGCAUCGAUGCAAUCUGGCUAUCUCCGAUAUUCAAAUCUCCGAUGGCGGAUUUUGGGUACGAUAUUUCAAAUUUUUUGGAUAUUCAUGACGAGUUCGGUACGAUUGCCGAUCUGGAAAGCCUGGCAGAGGAAUGCAAACGACAGAAUCUUAAGCUCAUCUUAGACUUUGUGCCGAAUCACAGCAGUGAUGAGCAUGAAUUUUUCAAAAAGUCAGAACGGAAAGAAGCAGGAUACGAGGAUUAUUACGUUUGGCACCCUGGCAAAACUUUAUCCAACGGAACACGUGUACCUCCAUCGAACUGGAUUAGUGUAUUUCGCGGAAGCGCAUGGCAAUGGAGUUCAAUAAGAAAUGAAUAUUAUCUUCAUCAGUUUCUUGUUAAACAACCUGAUUUGAACUACCGCAGCACAAAAGUUGUGAAUGACAUGAAAGAAGUUCUGCGUUUUUGGCUUAGCAAAGGCGUCAGUGGAUUCAGGAUUGAUGCAUUACCAUAUCUUUUUGAGGUCAAAGCUGAGAAUGGACAAUACCAAGAUGAAGUAAGGAGUGAUAAAACAGAUGAUCCCGACAAUCCUGAAUAUCUUGUGCACACGUUGACCCAAAAUCUUGAAGAAACUUUCGAUAUGUCAUUUCAAUGGCGACAGGUGCUAGAUGAGUUUAAAAUGGAGCAUGACUUAGAUGAUCUUGUUCUUAUGAUUGAAGCCUACACCCCGUUACAAAAUAUUAUCAGAUUAUACGGUGAAAAUGGAAGGGAAGGAGCGCAAGUUCCUUUCAAUUUUGAAGUACUCUCUAAUACGUUCAAAGAUAGUACAGCGAAGAACUUUCAUGAUAAUAUCAAGCGUUUCUUAGAUGUACUACCGACGAACCGUUUCGCGAAUUGGGUUCUUGGUAACCACGAUAAUAAACGCGUGUCCAGUCGACUGGGAGUACCGCGUACUGAUCUGUACGCCAUAGCACUUAACACUUUACCAGGAAUAUCCGUCACAUACAACGGAGAUGAGCUUGGUAUGGAGGAUGUCUAUAUUCCUUGGAGCCAAACCAUCGAUCCAGCCGCAUGUAACUCCAAUCCCAAAGAUUUUAUGCUGUAUACCCGCGAUCCUGUAAGAACUCCGUUCCAGUGGGAUGAUAGCAUCAGUGCUGGGUUUUCAACCAACCCAAAAACUUGGCUUCCGGUUUCUCCUUACUACAAACAGAAUAAUUACAAACUACAGAAGUCUGCUCCUCGCAGUCACGUAAAGAUUUUCAAAUCGCUGGUCAGACUACGAAAGCAGCCCACUCUCAGAGAAGGUUCAUUUGAUAUGAAACUGGUGAACGAAAAUUUAAUUGUUUACAAACGUGAACUACAAGAUGUUAGUACCAUAGUAGUUAUCCUGAAUUUUCAUAAAUCGUCCCAAACGGUUUAUCUAUCUCAGAUUUAUGAAGGGCUUCCCCUGGAAUUUGAAAUCAUUACAUCGUCUUUGCAAACAAACUAUGUGGACGGUACAAUUUUGGAUCGGGAUGAAAUUAUGCUGCCAGCCGAUGCAGCCAUUGUUCUAGAAGGAAAUGUAAAGAAUGGCGUGUGAUAGAUGGGUAGCAUGACUACAGUGCCACAAGAUCGCGAGAGAGAGAUUGCUCAAUAUAAAUAUAAAUAUAAAUCCAAGGAAAAUGCAUAUUGCUAACAUUUACCUAAUAAUUAUCAUUAAGUUGUAGUUUAGACUCUCAAUUACAUUUUACGAAUAAACUAUUCUAAUUGAAAUGA